AUGCAUUUUGUCACAGAUGCAACCAGGRAUCAGCGGCGUUACAACCUGCCCACAGCAAAUGAAGUUGCGGCCGUGUUUGUCGGUGACGACGGUCGUCCGCCCAGAAACCUCAAUCUGGUCAUUUACGACACGAAUCCAAUCGACCCGCAACACAGGAUGCAAAACAUACCUGCGGGGUCGUGUCAUGCGGAUCCGAUGUUGUAUCCGCUGUUGUUCCCAAGCGGAGAAGCUGGUUGGCAUUUCGGUAUGAGACAAGAGGGCAACCGCCGGAAGCAAGUCCGCAAUCGGAAUAGUAUCAGGGAGUUUGAGGUGCUUUCRUUUGACCAUACUAUAUUGUGGAAAUAA
Messenger RNA from Diuraphis noxia (Russian wheat aphid), 345 nucleotides. RefSeq lists its product as uncharacterized. NCBI's taxonomy places the organism in Eukaryota, Metazoa, Arthropoda, Insecta, Hemiptera, Aphididae. The record is from RefSeq and is a predicted model, not a curated record.